This is a messenger RNA of Spodoptera littoralis (African cotton leafworm), 2775 nucleotides long. NCBI's taxonomy places the organism in Eukaryota, Metazoa, Arthropoda, Insecta, Lepidoptera, Noctuidae. The record is from the annotation of a GenBank genome assembly.
AUGGCGUUUGUAAGUGAUCUCUGGAAUUCACUCGUUGGUAACAACGAUAAAGAAGAAAGAACCUGGCGAGAGCUAUCAAGAUUUUACUUUGACGGUAGUAGAAAAUACUUUUCUGUAUCAGAAGUUGAUAAAGAAGCCCAACCUAUUGUGUUUGGCGAAUGUCAUAAGAUUGCAUUCAAUAGGCACGGGUUCGGUUACCAUUUUACACCGCUCAAUUUUAUUAGUGUUUACCACAUCGACACGAGACGAGCCGAAGUCAGGAUGCCGUCCGGCCACAUAGACCAGCCUCAGAUCGAGGACAACAGAGAUGGAACAGUCAGCAUCAAGUAUGAACCGCGAGAGGAAGGAGUCCACGAACUCUUCGUCAAGUACAAUGGUGAACAUGUUCAAGGUUCACCAUACAAGUUCCACGUGGACUCCAUAUCUUCAGGAUACGUGACGGCUUACGGUCCUGGUCUCCUGAACGGUGUGAGUGGAGAGCCUAGCGAGUUCACCAUCAGCACCAAGGGAGCAGGCUCCGGUGGACUGUCCAUGGCUGUGGAGGGACCUAGCAAAGCUGAGAUCACAUGCCAUGACAACAAAGACGGUACAGUCUCCGUGUCGUACUUGCCCACCGCUCCUGGAGAAUACAAGAUCUCCGUCAGGUUCGGAGACAAACACAUCAAGGGAUCCCCUUACACUGCUAAGGUCACCGGUGAGGGUCGCAAGAGGAACCAGAUCUCUGUAGGCAGCUGCAGUGAAGUCACUCUCCCUGGCAAGAUCAACGACAAUGACAUCCGCACCCUUAAUGCUUCCAUCCAGGCACCAUCCGGCUUAGAAGAGCCCUGCUUCCUCAAGCGUCUUCCCUCUGGCAACAUUGGCAUCAGCUUCACUCCUCGCGAAGCUGGUCAGCAUAUCGUCUCCGUGAAGAAGAUGGGUGUCCACAUCCAGAACUCACCGUUCAACAUCACCGUACUGGCUCAGGAAGUUGGUGACGCCAAGAAAGUCAAGGUUUCUGGCAACGCCCUGAAGGAAGGCAAGACUCACGCCGAGAACACCUUCAGUGUGGACACCAGGAACGCUGGUUACGGUGGUCUCUCACUCUCCAUCGAAGGUCCCAGCAAGGCUGAGAUCCAGUGCGCAGACAGCAAGGAUGGCGUGUUGGCUAUCAGCUACAAGCCCACUGAGCCAGGGUACUACAUCGUCAACCUGAAGUUCGCUGACCAUCACGUUGAGGGUUCUCCCUUCACCGUUAAGGUCACCGGUGAGGGCAGCAACAGACAAAGAGAGAAGAUUCAGAGGCAGAGAGACCCUGCUCCUCUCACGGAGGUCGGCACCAACUGCAAGCUGACCUUCAAAAUGCCAGGCAUCACCUCCUUCGACCUGGCUGCCACCGUCACCAGCCCUGGUGGUGUCUCCGAAGACGCUGAGAUCCAGGAGGUGGAAGAUGGCCUCUACUCCGUCCACUUUGUUCCUAAGGAGUUGGGAGUCCACACAGUGUCUGUCAAGUACAGGGAAAUUCAUAUUCCUGGGUCACCCUUCCAGUUCACGGUAGGUCCCCUCAGGGAUUCCGGAGCCCAUUUGGUCAAGGCUGGUGGUCCAGGUUUGGAGAGAGGAGAAGCUGGACGCUUCAACGAAUUCAACGUCUGGACUCGUGAAGCUGGAGCUGGUCAGCUUGCCAUCUCCCUGGAAGGUCCCAGCAAGGCUGAGAUCGACUUCAAAGACAGGAAAGAUGGAUCCUGUGAUGUGUCCUACAAAGUUGAUGAGCCUGGUGAAUACCGCAUCGGUCUCAAAUUCAACGAGCAGCACAUCCCUGACUCACCCUUCAAGGUCUACAUCUCACCAGCUGUUGGAGACGCCCACCUUCUAGAGGUGGCUCAGUUCCCUGACUCAGCACAAGUCGAUAAACCAACACAGUUCUACAUCAGGCUCAAUGGAGCCAAGGGUAGCUUGGAUGGCAGGGUGAUCGCCCCAUCAGGCAAGACCGACGACUGCUUCAUCCAGAACAUAGACGGAGACCAGUACAGCAUCAGGUUCAUGCCAAGGGAAAAUGGUGUUCACAACAUCAAUGUCAAAUUCAAUGGAGUCCAUAUUCCUGCUUCUCCGUUGAGGAUCAAGGUCGGAAAGGACGACGCCGACCCUGCAGCGGUUCACGCUCAUGGACCUGGUUUGGGGGCAGUCAAGACUGGUGUGAAGACGGAUCUGAUCAUCGACACAUGCAAUGCUGGAGUUGGUCUGCUGGCUGUCACCAUGGAUGGACCUUCAAGAGUCGCUAUGGACUGUACGGAUGUAGAUGAAGGUUACAAGGUUCGUUACACACCUCUUGCACCUGGAUUCUACUACAUGAGUAUAAAGUACAACGGCGCCCACAUCGUCGGAUCACCGUUCAAGAUUGAAGCUACCGGUGCAAACCUCGCUGAAGUAGGAGCUCAGGAAACAUCAUCAGUAACUGUGGAAACAGUCCAGAAAGUCGCCAAGUCCAUGCAGAAGCAAGGUCCAGUACUGCCCAACUUCAAAUCAGACGCCUCUAAGGUCACCAGCAAGGGCAUGGGGCUGAAGAAGGCGUACCUUAACAAACACAACCAGUUCACGGUGCACGCUGGUGAUGCUGGUAACAACAUCCUGUACGUUGGUAUCUACGGACCCAAAGGUCCCUGUGAUGAGGUCCAGUUGAAACACAAAGGAAAGAACAACUAUGAAUGCUGGUACGUCGUCAGAGAUAGGGGAGACUACAUCGUCAUCGUCAAGUGGGGAGAUGAACACAUCCCCGGCUCCCCCUACAAGGUGGAAGUCUAA